Messenger RNA from Vombatus ursinus (common wombat), 1544 nucleotides. RefSeq names its product gap junction protein alpha 10 (gene GJA10). Gene Ontology annotation, biological process: cell communication. Gene Ontology annotation, cellular component: connexin complex. NCBI's taxonomy places the organism in Eukaryota, Metazoa, Chordata, Mammalia, Diprotodontia, Vombatidae. The record is from RefSeq and is a predicted model, not a curated record.
AUGGGAGACUGGAACUUGUUGGUCAGCAUUCUGGAGGAAGUCCACUUCCAUUCAACCCUAGUGGGGAAGAUCUGGCUGACCAUCCUGUUCAUAUUCCGGAUGCUGGUGCUUGGAGUGGCAGCAGAGGAGGUCUGGGAUGAUGAACAGUCAGCAUUUACCUGUAACACCCAACAGCCUGGCUGCAGCAACAUCUGCUAUGAUGGUGCUUUCCCCAUUUCUUUGAUCAGGUACUGGGUUUUACAGAUCAUCUUUGUAUCUUCUCCCUCUCUGGUAUACAUGGGUCAUGCACUUUAUAGACUCAGGGCCUUUGAAAAGGAGAGGCAGAGGAAGAAAGUACAACUUCGAGCCCAGCUGGAGGAACCUGAGAUUGACCAGGAGGAGUACCAAAAAAUACAAGGGGAACUGAGGAGAUUAGAGGAACAGAGGAAGGUACACAAGGCACCCCUGAAAGGAUGCCUGCUACGUACUUAUAUACUGCAUAUCUUGACCAGAUCUAUAUUGGAAGUAGGGUUCAUGAUAGGACAGUAUAUUCUCUAUGGGUUCCAAAUGCACCCCCUUUACAAAUGCAGUCAGUUUCCUUGUCCCAAUUCAGUGGACUGCUUUGUGUCCAGGCCCACAAAGAAAACCAUUUUCAUGUUGUUCAUGCAUAGCAUAGCAGCUAUCUCCUUGUUCCUUAACAUUUUGGAAAUAUUUCACCUGGGAAUCAGGAAAAUCAUGAAGGUAUUAUAUGGAGGGUCUAGCAGGGAGACUGAAAGGGGACCUUGCCACUCAAAUCGAAAUUCAGUGACCCAACCCUGUAUAACUCACUCUUUAUUGCAUGAGAGCAUUCCUUUGUUCCAGCCUGUUCAACACAUCUGGCCAGAGCAACAAGUAAUUGGAAUUGAUAACACAGAACAUAAGUCAGCUUGGCAACCCAAUCAGCACAACCAGACUGAGGGAGCACCUCCACCUAGCAAAAAGAACUGGUCCAGGAGGGAUCAGCAUCACAGAGUGCUCCAGUUCAGCUGUUGUCCCCAGGACCUUGACUGUUGCGUCCAACACUUUCAACCGUGCAAACAUCAGCACCACGGACAGCACCCACAAUCUUCCUUCAGCGGGGGGGCCAUUCUUUCCAGACCGCAGCUGUGCAACCUUGCCAAUUGUCCUUCGUGCACACUACAUCCUGGGGAGCAGCCCCAGAGUCUUUGGAAUCCAACCAGGUCCUCGAUAGACCUGAUGACUCACUGCAAGACCAGUAAGGACAGCGUGAGAGAGUGUUUUGACUCAGCAGAGGGAGAAUCUCAUCCAGGUAGCCGCAAAGCCAGCUUCCUAUUCAGAGUUUCAGAAAGCUCUGGUUCUCAGCAUAGCCCUGUCUGUGACGUCCAGCACUGGGGAGAUGACAGUGCCUCCAGCUCUCCACCUCUGCCUCCAGGCACUGGGCGCAGAAUGUCAAUGGCAAGUAAAGAUCAGCAGGCCACUGCUCAUGUGAACUAUAGCCUGCUUGUGUAGCUGUCACCACACCUGGGUGCUCUGAUGGUACCCCAAAUUCACACUUUCUCUAUUGU